Aspergillus candidus is the source of this 2670-nucleotide messenger RNA. RefSeq lists its product as uncharacterized. NCBI's taxonomy places the organism in Eukaryota, Fungi, Ascomycota, Eurotiomycetes, Eurotiales, Aspergillaceae. The record is from RefSeq and is a predicted model, not a curated record. The coding region runs from base 126 to 2168 and encodes 680 amino acids. The transcript has a single exon.
CAACGAACCAGUCGUUCCACCCUUCCUAUUUCAAUCAUCUAGAUUGUCUACCAUGCUCGCCUGACAAUAACAACACCAAUCUGAUUCUACUAACUGAGAACAUUAUCAUAGCACCACCUGGCGCGAUGGAUUCUCCAUCUAGCGCGAGAUCGAGCCCCUCGAAGAGCCCAUCUAAGAGCCCGUCCAAAGCCCUCAACCCCCUAUCGCCCGAGCGGAUGAAUCAACAACCAGGAUCAGGCUCGCCGGUCUACCCGGAACUCAGGGCUACGCAACGGAAGAGCAGGGGGAUGUCUGACGUGCAAGCCAAAGUCGCCUAUCUCAACGGCCUCUCCCGCAACGGUAGUCCGGCAAGCGCAGCCCAGACAUCGGCAGCGAAUACAGCGGCGCUACAGCGCGCCAUUUUGGGCCGCGAGGAAGCGGAAUCCUCUUUGGCUCACGUCUCUACUCAACUGUCCGAGGCCCAAUCCCGCGAGCGUCGGAUAAGCGAGAGACUCGAGUCAUUGUUGGAAGAACUGCACACGACCAAGGAGCGCCAGGCCAACGAGAGAAGCAUUUUCGAAAAGGAAAUUCGAAAAGCGCGAAAAGAAGCUUUCCGCGCCGGUUCAACGCUAGUCAAGACACAAGAGGAGCUGAAGCAUGCCAAGGCGGAAUCUAGAGUACUCAAGGAUGAGCUCCAUCAUGAGCGAAGCGCGAAGGAGCAGGCCAGGCAAGAAGCAUUUGAGCGGGCAUACACUCUGGCUGGUCUGACAGAAGAGCUGGAAACCGUCAAGGAACGCCUGCGGUCGGCCGAAACGAACAACCAUUCCGAAAGUCUGCAAGCACAAGCCCACGAGAUGCACCAAGAUAACGUCGGGAGAAUGUCGCUGGCGGAGGGAGAUCUCGCCAUGUUCGCGACGCCCACUCCACGGAGGCCUAAGCGACCAGCCGAUGGACCAGCUGCCUCGCCAAUGACCAACCAAUCUCAUGAUACCGUCGAUGCGACGCCCACCCCCCCGAAGCGACCAAGAUUGUCGGAUAUCACAGCUGUCAAGGAGGACCAGGAUAUUUUUCUGUACGACGCACGUUCGGAAAUGGUGAAUCAACUGGAAAGCGCUCUCCAGAUGGAGCAGCGACUGAGAUCCGAUGCCGAAGACAUGAUCGAAUUCUUGAAACUGGAAUGCCAUUUCAAGCGAUGCACCUGUCGCUUGCUGGAGCACGCAGAAAAGGAGGCCAGAAGCACCCAAAACAUAGAGAACUCCAACACGCCACAUCUUGUGGACACGAUCGAAAUUUCAAAGGAAACUCCGCGGCCAUCCAAGAAUGCCAACUCGCAAUUGCCCGAAGAAGCGCAGCCCCAACAGUUCGACAGAGGCUCUUCACCAGACCGCACCCCGAAGAACUCAUAUAACACAAACGCCGCUAAAGCCCAGAAGCCCAACCCCCUACAACUCAUUGAACUUACGCAAGAAUUCAACGAGCAUCGCAUGCUUGCCGAGCCCAAGAACAUCAGCCGUUCGUCCAGUCCCGAUGAGAUUGUUGAAGAGCCUGAGCCCGCUCAGACGGACGAGCAAAGCGAUGAUGACGACGAUGAGCCCGGAGAGCCUUUGAUCACGUUUUCACCUGAGACGGGGACAUUCCAUACCAUCCCAUCUCCAGUCCGACUCGCCGCCGCCUCCCAGGAGCAACGCCUACCGGGCAGCCCUCUGGCGAAAGUUCAAAACGCCCGACAAGACACGCCGCCUGAGAUUUUUCAAACCGAAGCGUCGCCUCCUGGCUCUCCCACACCAGCCAUUAUCGACGUCCCGUUUGACCCUGUACCGCCACAGUUGAACCUCUCUCAGCACGCCGAGAGCCACCAAAACAUUAGAAAAAUUCCCUUGCGCCUUGAUGACCCCCCAGCGCAGAUGCCAAUCAACCGGGAAAACGCACUCGCUCAGAUAAAGGCGCGAAGGAGCCGCACAAACCUCAACAAUAGCAAUAGCAACAACAGCGCCAGCACCAGCAGCAAUAGCAGCAACAACAUGCCAAGGUCUGUCAGCGCCAGCGAAAGCACCUUCCGAUCCGGUGGCAUGGGCAUCACUCCGAUCCGGGGUGCACGACGGAUACCGGGAGUUCAGAACUCAGACCCAAGAGAGGACAUCAGACGCCGCCGGGAUAUGAGUGCACCGAUCCGGAUGCACCACAAGUAGUGUCUUUUCUUUUUUCUUUUCUCUUAUGUUCUCAUGCUCGCUAUACGACCUCGACGGAAUGGCCUGGCCUAAAAAAAUAAGAAAAAAAGAAACCAUUUGAGCCGCCUACUCCUUAUGAUGAUAGAUACCCCUGAUGCUCCAAGCAAUGAGGCGUUAUUUCCGGGGGUGUUUGGUAUAUAUAUUUUUUUGUUUAUGGUGGUAUCAUCUGCAUAUUUUACGCGUUUGUCUUCUCUUCUCAUUUCUCAUUUUCCAUCUCAUUUCAAGUUUUUGUUAAUGAUGCUCAAUGCUUUCUUCAUUUUACUUCCUUUCCCCCAAUUUGUCACCAUGGACAAAUCUAUCUAUCUAUAUAGGUAUUGAUCCACUUAAUACUUUGCAUUCUUUUACCUCCAGUUCCUCUCGCAUAUCUUGUUCGUAUGCAUCUUUGACGCUCUUUUUUAGAUCCUGCUACUGGAUUUUUCCUUUGUUGGUUUAGAGUUGAUUUCGCUGUACAUAUAUAUCUUCG